Molecule: messenger RNA, 837 nt
Organism: Carica papaya (papaya)
Lineage: Eukaryota; Viridiplantae; Streptophyta; Magnoliopsida; Brassicales; Caricaceae
Source: RefSeq, a predicted model, not a curated record
UCAGAACCCAUUAAACAAAUCAAAGAAAGAAUGACAAAGAUCGACGCUCUCCGUCGAUUUCUCCUGCCAUGUCUCUCCCCCACCACCACCGCCCCCACCACCACAAUCGCCACCAAGAAACGCCUUAGCACCUCCCUAAGAGACGACAAGAUCGUCUCCACAACUCAAGAUUCUCACAAACCAGACCAAGAAUCCCAGGACUCUUCCUCUUCCUCCACUACAGUCGCCACAGUUGACGAUGUUACCUCCUCUGCUCCGCCCCGCCAAUCCAAGACCAUGGUCAUCGGAACCAUCUUCGGCCACCGCAAGGGCCAUGUCUGGUUCUGCAUCCAACACGAUCGUCUCUCCACCAAGCCUUUUCUCCUCCUCGAGCUCUCUAUUCCCACUUAUCAACUCGUCCGCGAGAUGCGUUCCGGUCUCGUCCGGAUUGCACUCGAGUGCUCCGGCAGACCAGACCUAGCGUCAUGCCCGCUACGUUCCAUCCCUGUCUGGACAAUGUACUGCAAUGGCCGCAUGAUAGGAUUCGCACUCAGGAGAAAACCCAGUGAAGAGAACCGCCAGAUGCUCAAGACGAUGCAGUCUAUGACAGUCGGGGCAGGGGUCAUUCCUUCCGGGUUCGGGUCGCCCGGUUCUGAGGAGGUCAUGUAUAUGAGGGCAAAUUAUGAGCACGUGGUGGGUAGCUCGGAUUCAGAGUCCUUUCACCUUAUUAACCCAGAUGAAUGCCCUGGCCAAGAACUAAGUGUGUUCUUGCUUCGAUCGAGCUGAUCAGAGAUGGGUACCUGGUUCUUAAUUUAUGUUACUCCUUUUUUAGCUAUCUUUUGCCGGUUCUUGCUUUGG